AAUAAAAAUUAUCGUCAUAUAAAUACAAUGUCAACAACUAAUAAAGACUAUAUAUAUACGUUGCAAAAGCAACGUAGCCGACAAAAACGUGAAAAUCUAAAAUAUAAACCAUCACGAAUUCAGUUACAGGUAAUUGGCAAUGGAAGUCCUUCAGAACCCAGAUGCGUAAUGCUUAUUACCGAUCAUAUCAAUUAUGUAUUCAAUUGUGGAGAAGGUACUCAACGUUUGGCAGCAGAGCAUCAUGCAAAACUUACAAAAAUACAACAUAUAUUUAUUACAAAAGCUUCAUGGAACAAUAUCGGUGGUAUAUUAGGAACUUCGCUUACAAUACAAGAUGCAGGAGUACCAUUUCUUAAUCUACAUGGACCAGAAAUAAUAAACGAACUAUUUAGUGCUUCUCAAUAUUUUAUAAACUUGAAUAAGAUACAGAUUAUACCUGCAAAUACAUCACUACAAUUUAACGAUAAGACAAUGAAAGUUACUGCUAUCUCAAUACAGAAUAAUAAUGAAUAUUCAAACGAUCAUAAAUUAAUAGAUCAUGAAUUUAUAGAUAAUUGUAAACACAAGGUUAACUCUAACGGUAAAAGAUCUCGUUCGCCUUGUAAUCAAUGCAAUUAUAUUAAUAAUAUUGACUUAAAAAAGAAUGCAGAUAAUAUGCUGAUUUAUAUUUGUAAAAUACAUGAUAAAACAGGAACUUUAAAUAUUGAAAAAUGUGUUAAUGCAGGGGUUGAGCCUGGACCAAAUUUGGGGUUAUUAAAAUCUGGAUUAGAUAUAACACUUCCAAAUGGGAAAAUUGUUAAAAGUGAAGAAGUAACCUCGAAAACUGAACGAGGCCCUUUAUUUAUUGUUAUGGAAUGCCCUAAUGAAAAUUGGAUCGAUACGAUUGUACAGAAUUCAAUUUUAAUGAAGUAUCAAGAAAAUUCUAUUACAAAUAAGAAUGAAAUAGUUAAUGUUAUAGUACAUUUUACACCUGAGAAUGUACUAAACAAUUCAAAAUAUAUAGAGUGGAUGCAAAAAUUCGGUGCAGAAACUGAACAUUUAAUAAUAAAUGAAAAAAAUACUGGUUUUUCUAGUGAAUCUAUUCAUAAAAUGCAAUAUAAGCUUAAUUUAGUACAUCCUACAAUAUUUCCUCUUUUUGAUAAUCACAGCUUGAAUAACUAUAGUGACAGAAAUCUUGAAGAUAAUGUUUAUAUAAACGAAAUUCCAAAAUCUGAAACAGACAAAAAUAUCGAACUAGGUACUUCUUAUGUAAAAAAGAAAAUUAUUAUUCAUCGCUGCAAGACCUUGAAUACAUUUUCAUUAAGACCAUUUACAGGAUGGAAUUCAGAAACUAAUGUACAAAUAGAGCCACAAACAUAUAUUAAUGAAGCACACGAUGUUCCAGAAUAUUAUAAAACUAUUUCAGAUUUAAAAUUAAAAUUAAAUAAUAAAGAAAAAGUAAUAGAAGAUGUGCAAAGUUAUCCAAGGCUAUUAAUGUUAGGAACUGGUUCCUCUAUACCAAAUAAAAUUAGAAAUACUAGUGGCAUACUUUUACAAAUAGAUGAAGAAAAAAGUAUAAUUUUAGAUUGUGGAGAAGGAACUGUAGGUCAAAUUAUGAGAUUUUUUGGUGAAUCGGAAGGAUAUAAAAUUUUGAAAACUAUUAAGGCUGUUUACAUAUCACAUCUACAUGCUGAUCAUCACUUAGGAUUUAUUGGGAUCCUAAAGCAUAGAGAAAAAGUCACAGAUGAGCCUUUAUUUUUACUAGCUCCGGAACAAAUCUCAUCAUUUCUUGAACUCUACAACUGCAAAUUUGAAUCCAUUAAUAGACAAUAUAAAUUCAUUAAUAAUAAAGCUUUUUUACAGAAGCAAGAAAUUUUACAAUCGUCAUUGUCAAAAGCUUUAUAUAGUGCCACAGGCAUUUCUAAAAUAUCCACAGUUUUUGUAAAGCAUUGUCUAUUUGCAUAUGGAAUUUUAAUAACUUUAAAUGAUGGACAGAGCAUAUGUUACAGUGGAGACACAAUGCCAUGCAAUACUUUGCUGAAUCUUGCGAAAGGCUGCUCCAUUCUUAUUCAUGAGGCAACAAUGGAAGACGAUUUAGAGCAUGAGGCAACAAUGAAACGUCAUUCUACAAUAUCUCAAGCUAUAGAAGUUGGUGAGAAAGCUGAAGUAGACUUCAUCCUUCUUACACAUUUCUCACAACGCUACAGUAAACUUCCAGUUCUACCAAAAGACAAAAGCUUGGAGUCUGUUGGAAUAGCUUAUGACUUUAUGAUCAUUAGCUUGAAGAAUAUUAAAUUGUUACCUUAUUUCUAUCCAAUACUAGAUAUCAUAUUCAAAGAAUUUCAAACAACACUAAAAGCAAGAGCCCAGAGACGUAUGGUUAGGAGAGAAUACCAGAAAGAACAAUGUAUGGAAAUUUAUAGUAGAUAGACGAUUCUUUUUAUUUAUUUGAAUAAGAUUUUUUG
This is a messenger RNA of Ceratosolen solmsi marchali, 2444 nucleotides long. It is a transcript of the gene RNaseZ, whose product is annotated as ribonuclease Z. The record is from RefSeq and is a predicted model, not a curated record. Bases 28 to 2409 code for a protein of 793 amino acids. Gene Ontology annotation, molecular function: 3'-tRNA processing endoribonuclease activity. Gene Ontology annotation, biological process: mitochondrial tRNA 3'-end processing. Lineage: Eukaryota; Metazoa; Arthropoda; Insecta; Hymenoptera; Agaonidae. Gene Ontology annotation, cellular component: mitochondrion. The transcript has 6 exons.